This is a messenger RNA of Daphnia magna, 2817 nucleotides long. RefSeq lists its product as uncharacterized. The record is from RefSeq and is a predicted model, not a curated record. The transcript is spliced from 10 exons. NCBI's taxonomy places the organism in Eukaryota, Metazoa, Arthropoda, Branchiopoda, Diplostraca, Daphniidae. The coding region runs from base 1074 to 2069 and encodes 331 amino acids.
UCUCUUACUUACUUAGUGUCAAAAUGAACGAAGCAGAACCCAAAAGUAAACGACUGAAGAUGGAUGAAUAUAACGAAAGGAAAAAACUUGAGAGAAGGAAAAAAAGUCCUUUUCCUGGUACCAGAGGGUAUGGUAGUUGUAAUUCCAAUGCUCUUCUGAACAAAACUGGUAUCGGAGCUCAAUUGCUUAAAUUUAGGAGUGAAAAGAGAAAACGAGAAUGUUGUUUAAAGAAAGCUGAUCGAAAUUCGUAGUCUGAGAAAGGUGAAAAUGCAAACAUUCUAGACACAGAGAUAGAUGUUGUUGCUUCUCUUGCAUCUUUUAAGGAUUAUAUGGAAACAUCCAUUGGAAUAAGUGAGUUGCAUCGUUUACUUUGUUGUUGGUGAUUUGUUCUUCAAAUAUUUUAAAAGUUCGUAUAAACAAGUUCUCUUCAAAAUAUGUUUGAAGACAUUGUAGUAGAAGAAAAUAAGUUAACAGUUCAACAAAGAAAUCCAAAGAAAUCAUGGAAAGAACGUGUGGAAUCCAUGGAAAAAGCUUGGAAAGACGUUUUUAAAACCCUCCUGAAUGACGUUUUUGCCAGACAGGCAUUUUAUAUUUCGCCUUGUGGAAAGUGUGGUUGUAAGCUGCCGAGGUUUGUCAUUCGAUGCAAAACUUGUUCCAUUUUCUAUUGUGAAGACUGUGAUUUAAAACACCACGAAAAACAUUUGUUUCAUCAACGAACGCUAGCAACAGCAACAUCGUCAACCUGUUUACUCGUCCACCAAUUUAUCAAUGCAAAGGGAGAACUAUUUUCAAAAGAUAUUUCAAUUCUUUGCUUUAAACCCGAAAAAUGCUCUAACUGUGAUGGCCAAGAACAGUUGGAAAUUUUACCAGGCGAUGAAAACAUAGCAGUUGUCAACAAAGAUGGGCGGUUUGAUUUAAAAUCAGCAAAAUUCUUUUGUUCUUAUUGCAAAUUGGUCACUAAAGCGUCAAUCAUUGACUAUAUUUGUUCUGGAUAUUAGCCAGGAGACCCUAAUAAUAUAUCCUACUUAAUUUCUGAGGAUUUAUUACGGUUUUCGUACCUUACUAAACACAACAUGCCUGGUACCUCUCUAAACAAGUUCUUGGAAACCCUUGAGACGCUGUUUGAAGGGUUUACACCGUUCAAGCCAAUCAAUAAAAUUCAUUUUCAGAAUGCUAGUCGUCACUACGAAACUCUUAUGCACCUUAUUGACAACAAAAUCAAGCUAAGAGACAAAACACUCUGUUUUAGUUGUAAAGGUAUUAUGCUUGCUUCUCAUCCGGACGGAAAUUUCAAACUUUAUCGCCUGCGUUCUGCUUUGGGAUUAAACCUGACUUCUUUGUACGGAAAUGCGGUUAUUGCUUAUGAUGAAGACAUCGAGAAACACAAGUCGUUGAUCGACUCCAAAAUUUUUAAAGUACACCCAGGUUUCUUUCUUCACCGAUAUAAUAAUGUUUUGUUUUUUAGAGCAAGUCAAGUGAAACUUGUGGUGAUUCAAUUUUCAAGGCAGCAAGAUCCGACGCAAGAAAAAUAUAAAAAAUUAGACGAGACUGGGAUCAUGAUGCGAACAUGCAGACACGGCAUCGUAGACAAGGCCGUUAAUAUGCAUCAAGGAGAAACUUUUCGCCAUACGCAUUUUAUUCCCGUUGAUCUUCCAGAAAAAAAAUUUUCUUUUCUUUGCGGCGAUGUUAUGUGCCGUUAUUGGAAGUGGGCCCAAAAGGUUGCGCUACUCUUUCCUGAAUUUCAGCCAAUGAUUAAAGGCAUGAAGCCAUUUCUUGGAAGAAUGCAUGCAAAAGUGCACGUAUGGUACUGCCAGAUUCUUUGGGUUGGACAUUGGAUGUUAGAUGCUGCACUGACACUUGGAGAAGAGCAGGAACAGGUGUUCUCUAAAAUGUCAAGAUAUGGCAGCGUGACGAAACAUAUGGGAGGAGCAAAUCGCAGGGACCAUAUAACCGCUGCUGUUUUUUCUGGAAUGCGCAAAAGGAAAACGGAAUGGUUCAUCAACUUGUUAAAAGAAGGAAAAGAAUUUCUAGUAAGCAGCUUAAAAGUGAUUUUGAAACAUACCAUUUAAACGCUGAGGUACUUCCCAGGCUUCUUGAGGAACUGAGGAAGACAGCAGAAGAUUACAAAACGGGAAGGAAACAAAGCAAAGAUGAUGAGUCUCCGUUACAAAUGGCUCAAAAGGCUCUUGAAGGAUAUAACGCACAUCAAAAUCCUUAAAAGCCGAGUCUCCAGGAUUGCCACUACAUCCGAAAAAAGGAUUAAAAUGAGAAAGGCAAUGACACUAAUGUCCAAAAAAAAACGCCGAUCUCAUAAAAUUCAUCAAUGCAAAUUCCGAGUACAACAUCACUGAAGAAAGCUUGCUAAAUGGCCAUUUUCCGUGGCAAAACUAUGAACCAUCUACCAGCAAAUCAAGCAGUAUUUAGCAUUUGUUUAAAACAUUUUAUAACGUGCUGAGAAAAAAAAUUUCCUUGUAGCGACCUUUCACGAAAAAUUCCAGAUUAUUGACAAUUGGAUGUUGCUGUUGCGCUCAAACGAAGAAGUGUUGCAGUCAGAAAAAGAGAUGCGCAACUUUGUGAAUUCUAUCAUGUGACAGAAAUCCUUACUGGAAACAGAAAUUAAGUCCCACGUUUCCUUGAUCUCUUCUACUAGUUCAACAACAAAAGAAAAUAGGAUCGUGCAAGAAAAGACCGUUCUUAUAACGCAUGAGUUAACUAGGAAACAUGAAAUGUUGAUUUAUGCCGUUGCUACAUUUCAAGAGAUCGACGAAAAUUUUGCAGAUAGCCCUGGCACAAGGAGUUUAUUUUCUUCAAACUCAA